AUGCCGUCAUCUUCAGUCUUCAGCUUUGCCCUUCUGGCGCUGUCACUUGACAUUACGAAUGCUUAUACCAGCAGUUCGUGGUCGAGCGAUAUGAUGACGUCUCCCACACUAUCCCUCGAUCCAUCACCGACCUCUUGGUCAACAUCAUGCUCGACGUCCUGGUCGACCUCUUGGUCCAACUCAUGGACCACCUCGUGGACCACGACGACUUCGACCAGCACCACUACGACCACUUCCACGACCAGCACCAGCAGCAGCAGUUCCGCCGCACUCGCCGCGGCCACGCCCACCAGCGACUGCAUCAACAACGAAAGCUACCAGGCCGACAACUACUGCGGCUGCUCGUACUCGAUGACGUGCGGCACCCACCCCAUCUACGACGAUAGCACCAUCCUGCUGGGCAUCUACUCGCUGGGUUCUCUCACCGACAACCACAUGGACUACUGCUCGGAGCAGUGCGACGUCGACUACCUCUGCCUGAGCGUCGUCGUCAAUGUCGAGGAGCAGCGAUGCUACAUGUACAACGAGCUUCCGAUCGGCGGCACCGCCGACACCAACUACGACCUCGCCGUGCGGGUCAACAAUGGGCCGGGGUCCUGCGUCAAUGACCAAGUCGGCGUCUGUCUCGCCAACAUCCCGACUCGGAAAUGGUAG
This is a messenger RNA of Fonsecaea erecta, 654 nucleotides long. RefSeq lists its product as hypothetical. The record is from RefSeq and is a predicted model, not a curated record. NCBI's taxonomy places the organism in Eukaryota, Fungi, Ascomycota, Eurotiomycetes, Chaetothyriales, Herpotrichiellaceae. The transcript has a single exon. The coding region runs from base 1 to 654 and encodes 217 amino acids.